This is a messenger RNA of Insectozyma verbasci, 1131 nucleotides long. The record is from the annotation of a GenBank genome assembly. NCBI's taxonomy places the organism in Eukaryota, Fungi, Ascomycota, Pichiomycetes, Serinales, Debaryomycetaceae.
AUGAUAUCCAAAAAUUUACCAUUACUUUCUAUAAAAGAAGUUUCAAAACAUAAUCAACCAAAUGAUUGUUGGUGUACUUUAUAUCAACGUAAAAUCUAUAAUGUUACUCCAUUUUUAAAUGAACAUCCUGGUGGUGAUGAUAUUAUAUUACCUUAUGCUGGUAAAGACAUUACUUCAAUUAUGGCAGAUUUAGAUGUUCAUCAACAUUCAGAAAGUGCUUAUGAUAUUUUAGAUGAAAAUUAUUUAGUUGGAUAUUUAGCAACAGAAAUUGAAGAAGAAGAAUUAUUAAAUAAUAAAAAUAAAACACCAGUAGAAGUAAAAUUAACUAAUAAUGAUUUUGAUAUGUAUGAAUUUCAUGAAGAUUUACCAACAUUGGAAAAAUUAAGUAUACAAACUGAUUUUCAAGAAGAUGCUAAAAAGCAUAAAUUUUUAGAUUUAAAUAAACCAUUAUUAAUUCAAUUAUUAACUAGUGAUUUUUCAAAAGACUUUUAUUUAGAUCAAGUUCAUCGUCCAAGACAUUAUGGUAAAGGUUCUGCACCAUUAUUUGGCAAUUUCUUGGAACCAAUAAGUUUAACUCCAUGGUGGGUUGUUCCAUUAGUUUGGUUACCUCCAAAUCUUUAUAUUUUUUAUAUUGGAUUUGCAAAUCAACCAAUUUUAACAAGUUUAAGUCUUUGGAUUAUGGGUUUAUUUGUUUGGACAUUUGUUGAAUAUUGUUUACAUAGAUUUUUAUUUCAUUUAGAUUUUUAUUUACCUGAUCAUCCAUAUGCUUUAAGUUUACAUUUUUUAUUACAUGGAAUUCAUCAUUAUUUACCAAUGGAUGGUUAUAGAUUAGUUUUACCACCUACAUUAUUUAUAGUUUUAGCAUAUCCAUUUUAUAAAUUAGUUUUUGCAAUUUUUCCAUUUUAUAUGGCUUGUUCUGGAUUUGCUGGUGGUACUUUAGGUUAUAUAAUGUAUGAUAUAACUCAUUAUGUCUUACAUCAUACUAAAUUACCAAAAUUUUUACAGGAUUUAAAAACUUAUCAUUUAGAACAUCAUUAUAAAAAUUAUGAGAUGGGAUUUGGUGUUACACUGAAAUUUUGGGAUGUUAUAUUUGGAACUGAAAUUACAUCAACAUUUGAAAAAAGAAAUUAG